This is a messenger RNA of Paramuricea clavata, 1553 nucleotides long. Lineage: Eukaryota; Metazoa; Cnidaria; Anthozoa; Malacalcyonacea; Plexauridae. The record is from the annotation of a GenBank genome assembly.
CAAUCGUAUUCUACAGACCACCAGAAUAGAGAUUAUUUAAAGGAACUAAAGAAAUCCCUACGUCGUGCGUCGGAUUCCCACUUUGACCAGAUUUUGUUAUGCGGGGACCUUAAUUUACCAAACAUAGACUGGUCUAACGGCACAGCGAUUUCUGGUGAUUCUUUACACAAUGUUUUUGCUAAGAUGCUUAAAGAUAACUUCAUGUGGCAAAUGGUGGACUUUCCCACAAGAGGGAAUAAUAUUCUGUAUCUCAUAUGUACAACUAUCCCAGACAAGGUAACUAAUAUUAUUGGCUUUGAUGGUAUUUUGUCUACGGAUCAUAAAUUGAUAAGUUUUGAUUUGAAUCUAUGGAUAUCACGAAAACCUAAAAUUAAACGAGUUGUCUAUAAUUUCAAAAAGGGGGAUUGGGACGGGCUAAAUGAAACACUCUGCCAUAUCCCAUGGGACAUGUGCUUUGUUCCCAACGAUAUUGAUUCAUCCUGUUCGAACUGGUGUGAUCUUUUUACAUUGGCAAUUGAUGCACACAUUCCUAAAUGUCUGAUUAAAAAUGUGCAUAAUCACCCAUGGAUCGAUACUGACCUUUUGUCUCUGUUAAGACAAAAGAAUAUCAUGAGGAAGAAAGCAAACAAAACGGGCUCAGUUAAUGACACUAUUAAGUUCCAAAAUUUAAGGAAAUCAAUAAAACAAUUGAUUAGAAAGAAGAAAAAAGAGCAUGCUUGUAAGCUUAAAGAAUCCAUUGUUGAGAAUCCCAAGCGCUUUUGGUCAUUCGUAAAGUCAUCUACACGAGAUUCCGCUUCGCCUCACUUCCUUCGCGAUGGUCAAGUAUUCAUCAUUGAUCGGGCUGCUAAAGCUAACAAAUUAAAUUGUUUUUUUCACUCUGUAUUCUCUCCUAAAGAAAACUUUAUCCAACAAUUGAAUACAGAAUCUACUUCUUCGACAUUUACCCAACUGACUGAAAUCCAACUGACUAUAUCUGAAGUCGUAAAAAUUUUAAAGGGCUUAGAUCCAAACAAAGCGUGUGGUCCGGACAAUAUUCCCGGUAUGUUGUUGGUAAAAACAGCCAAUGCUAUUGCCCCAUCACUCUGUCGGCUUUUUAACCAAUCCUUAUCAGAAGGCUAUGUUCCUUUAUCUUGGAAGAGCGCAAACAUCACACCUGUGCAUAAGAAAGAUGAUCCAACUCUAGCAAUGAAUUAUAGACCAAUUUCAUUGCUAUGUAUCAUUUCCAAGGUUUUGGAGCGUCGCAUUUUUAAUCAUUGCUUUCCAUUUUUUAAAUCUCAUAUACAUAACCUUCAACAUGGAUUUAUCCAAGGUCGAUCAACAGUGACCCAGUUAUUGACAGUCUAUCAUGAUAUGUUGGAUACUUUAGCGAGCGGUCAGGAGGUGGACGUUAUACACCUGGAUUUUUCAAAGGCCUUUGAUAAAGUGUCGCACAACCUAUUAUUGAACAAACUUAACGGUCAUGGAAUCGGAGGUCCUCUCUUGCAAUGGUUUGACAGCUAUCUUUCUCACAGGUGUCAACGUGUAAUGCUGGAGGGUGAAUUCUCAGACUGGCU